Molecule: messenger RNA, 2480 nt
Organism: Alligator sinensis (Chinese alligator)
Lineage: Eukaryota; Metazoa; Chordata; Crocodylia; Alligatoridae
Gene: PABPN1L
Product: poly(A) binding protein nuclear 1 like, cytoplasmic
Exons: 8
Coding region: 29-778 (249 amino acids)
Molecular function (GO): RNA binding
Source: RefSeq, a predicted model, not a curated record
GCAGGUGGGGGCUGCUGGUGGAGCUGCGAUGGCCGGCCUGGGAGCAGGCUCAUUCUUCCUGGACCCCUGUGGGAUCUGGUGGCAAGACCCCAUGGGGGCCCCAGUGAUGGGGGACUCCUGGGAUGUGGUGGAGAUGGCUACCCGGCAGAAGAUGGAUGAGGACUCGGACCUGAGCCAGCUGGAGGGAGACAGCGUGGAGGAGCUGGAGGUGGAGGACCCGGAGCUGGAAGCCAUCAAGGCCAAAGUGCGUGAGAUGGAGGAGGAGGAGGAGCGGCUGAAGGAGCUGCAGGCGGAGGCCCAGAGUCGCCUUCUCAUGGCAGCGGAGGCAGGGUUUUUCUUUCCUAGGACGGCAGAGGAAAAAAUCAAGGCUGAUCAGAGAUCUGUCUACGUGGGAAACGUGGAUUACGGUGGAACAGCGGAGGAGCUGGAGUCCCAUUUCAACAGCUGCGGGCAGAUCAACCGCGUCACCAUCCUCUGCGACAAGUUCUCCGGACAUCCGAAAGGGUAUGCGUACAUCGAGUUUGAAGACCAAAGCUCAGUGACGGUGGCUGUGGCACUGGAUGAAAGCGUGUUUCGUGGUCGGGUCAUCAAGGUGCUGCCCAAGAGGACCAACAUGCCAGGCAUCAGCACGACUGACCGUGGUGCCUUCCGGGGCCGUGUCCAGAGCAGGGGGGGCCUGUGUUACGGGGCAAGCUUCUGCAGAGGGCAGCGAGCCUGGCCACGCGGCAGGGUGUACAGGAGCCGGGGACGGUUACUGCCGUGGUAUUCUCCCUACUAGACAAGGACAGGAUUGCGCUGGAGAUGGCAACAGGACUGCAUUUAAAAAACCACAAGGGAUGGGGGGUGCUGAAAGGGAACCGGGGUGAACAGAAAGAAGUGCGGGGUGUCUUGUCUGUGUGCGGUGCAGCAAAGGGGGUGCUGUAUUCUGUGCCGUGCUGGCACCUUUCCAGGCAUUUUGGGGGUUGCCCUGCGGGUCAUUCUUAGGGAGCCCAUUCAUCUCCCUGGGAGGGAACCCCACAUUUCUGAGCAUGGCAUGACCAGAACAGAGAAACCGAGCUCCCCCGUGGCUGUUUUCAUCCUGUAGAAGCUGCAAGAAAUGGGGUUUAGGCACCUACAGCAGUCGGCCCAUGUGCCAGCCUGGACCAGAGCUGUCAGGGGCAUCUUGCUUUCUCUGCCACGCUGAGGGGUGCAGACACAAGAGCCAGGUGCCUUGAAUUCUGUUUUCUGGGACCCACUCGUUCAGCUCAUCAGUGCCCAGGCUCGGUGGGAUAUCUCUUGGGCACAAGCAGAUCCUGGAAGCAAGGUGGGAUUUCUUCUACCCCCUGAACUGUUGAUGGGAGUGGAAGGGAAAAAUCCUUGGUGAAGCAGCUAAAAGACAGAUUCCACCCCCCACCCCACUUUUUUUUAAAUGUUAGUUUUAAAGACUGCCUGGGUUUCAUCUCCCUGAUCUUGCUGUUAAAAUAGGUCUGUUGUGCAUCCUGGGGUGGGGUGACUAGAGAGCCGUGCCCGGCCCUGUUCCUCUGAUAAGGCUUGUGUUAACGCCGGUCGUUGCAUGAGAUCUACCCACGCACAAAUCCUGCUUGGAAGCUGCGAUCCAGGACCCGGGGGGUGCAGGGAGCGUCUUCUUGAGCUGCACCUCCCAGGGGCUGGGGCUGAAUCCAGCCCCUAGAGACAAGUGUGCAUUCGCAGGGGGGCCUAAAUGCAGUCUCCCUUUAUUCCUGACACUGUUCUCACAGUGGGGAGGUCUCAUCUUGAGGCCUGAGGCUCUCAGAGCAGGAGCUGUUUCAGGCUGGGAGUGCAAGGGCUAAGCAUAUGGGGUUCAUGCUUAGCAGCUGCCUGGCACAAGCCAUUGCUCCUGGUCUCCCUUCCACAUGCACCUCGACCGGCUGAUUUUUAAAGGAAAAUUAUUCUUGGUUUAAAAAAACCCUAGUUAAUAUUUGGCAUUAAAAAUUUAAUUUUAAUCUAACUCUUGCCCUGAUCUUUCAGGACCUUUGUUCAGGAUUCCUUUACCCCAGAGCUGCAGGUAAAAUAACCUUGAUAGUCAGCUAAGGGGACACUGCCAGGUACCAUUCUGUCUGGGGAAUAAAAAAAGACGUCUCUCCUGUAUAACACCUGCUCGCAUGCCUGCUCCAAAGGAGAGUCGGGAAGCUUUCCGUUCUGGAUCUUGUGAAAUCUUAUGGAUCUAACAGUUUGGACUGCAAGUUCUAGACACAAAUCCCCAAAAUCUCAUGUUUCUCUGAAUAAACUUGGGAAGCCCUGGGACUUUCAUUCUUGAAGAAUAAGUUUGUUUUAGAUGCAAAGUACCUGGCAGUGACUGUCUUUUAAGAUCACUUGUUGAAAAGGGAAUGCUGAAAUCUGGUCUUGACAGGCACAAAGAUUUAACUCACUUUUAUGUGUAACGGUUUAUAAAAAUAGCAUUGCAUUUGUUGGGGGGAGGGGUGGGAGGGUGGGAUAACAGUUGCUGUUUCCAACGUGUUAUG